Molecule: messenger RNA, 974 nt
Organism: Notechis scutatus (mainland tiger snake)
Lineage: Eukaryota; Metazoa; Chordata; Lepidosauria; Squamata; Elapidae
Source: RefSeq, a predicted model, not a curated record
AUGCUGGCCGGCAGGAGGGUGGCGGUGCACGUCUGCAGAGGGGGCGGCUUCCCGCAACGGGCCUGUUUCGAGCAGAAGAGGGGUUCCCCCACAACCUGUGGUGAGAGGCUCUCUUCUGAGUCGGAACUGCCCCGAUGCCCACCGAUUUCAGGAAGCUGCCUCUUCUCCCCACCCUUGUUUCUUCCUUGUCCGCAGCUGCUGGAUGCCGGGCUGCGGGAGCUGCAGGAAGAGACUGGCUUGCACCUGAAGGAUGGGCAAUUAUGCUGGGAACUGCUGGCCCUCUGGGAGUCAGUGUAUCCCCCACGGCUGAGCCAAGGUUUGCCCCAACGCCAUCACAUCGUGGUCUACCUGCACUUGGCCCUGCACGAGAGCCACCAGCAGCUCCAAGCCAGGCUGAAGCCCAAUGAAGCCGAGGUCUCCGCUGUGGCUUGGCUGGACCGCCUCACCCUGGCAUCCAUUGUGGCUACAGAGGAUGGAGCAGAAGGCGAGGCCCCAGGGGUGGGCAGGGAGGCACCGUCCACUGUCAGCAUCAUCAAACUGGAGAAGGGCUCAGCCAAGACCCUGGUGAUCCCAACCGCCGCCUUCCUGGCCACGGCACCAGGGGAAAACGUGGAGUGUGUCAGCACCGGGACCAAGUACGCCCUCCGGCAGUGGCUAAACAUGUCGUCCCUCUGAGCGGCCAAGGAUGCUCAAAACGCGAGGACCAAUUCCCUGGGCAGCACUCCAGGGUCCACCCGAUGCCUCUCGAGUUAACUUGGCAAUAUUUAGCUCCAGCAAUCAAAAAAUUCUUGGUUUUGCUAUGGAUUCCAGGGGAAAUCUGUGCUCGAGUCAUGGUUCAGUUGCCAAAAGAUAAGAAGUCUUAGUUUUUGCCUUUCCCUGGAGUUUACAUUACAGUUGGUCCUCGACUUACAACAGUUCAUUUAGCGACCGUUCAAAGUCACAACGGCACUGAAAAAAAGGGACCGUUAUGAGAG